This is a messenger RNA of Mytilus californianus (California mussel), 365 nucleotides long. RefSeq names its product probable serine/threonine-protein kinase roco4. The coding region runs from base 12 to 365 and encodes 117 amino acids. The record is from RefSeq and is a predicted model, not a curated record. The transcript is spliced from 3 exons. Lineage: Eukaryota; Metazoa; Mollusca; Bivalvia; Mytilida; Mytilidae.
UUACCGAAGAAAUGAAUGCAAUUCUUGUUGAAGUCAAGAAAGAUCAAGACAGAAUGACGUCUGAGAGUUUGGUAGAAUGUGGUUUCUGGGAUUUUGCAGGUCAGAAAGACUAUUAUGCCACACAUCAGACUUUUUUAAAUCCACAUGCUAUCUAUCUUCUUGUUACAAAUAUAUCGGAAGACAUAGCAGCUACAGAAGAUGAUAAAAACUUUGAUUCAAUUGAAGAAUACAUUGACUUUUGGUUUGACAGUAUUCACUGUCUACGUACAAGUUCUACGGGACAUGGUUUAUACCCACCUGUCAUUGUAGUAUGCACUCAUAUUGACGAGUAUAAGACAAAUAAAGAGUAUAUGGGUCAGAUGUAA